AGCAAUUACCACAACAUGAUACUGCAUCAACGACAUCUAUCCAAAUUUUAUAAGAAAUGUUUGCACAAUAACAAUAACAACUAAAAAGACUUAAAAAUUUCCCCAUCUAAAAGGAAAUUUAAUAAACAACUAUAAAAAACAACAACAUAAUCUAAAAGAGGGCGUGGAUCGCCCUCUUUCCAAAAGACUACAAGAGACUAAAAAACAGAAGCAUAAAAAACGAAGACUUUUUUUACUCUAUAAAAAAUCAUCCCAUAAGAAAAAAAUAUGUCUACCAUUAAAACAGAAAAUAUCACAACAGGAGCAGCAGCCGGAGGAGGAUGUGGUGGUGCAGUGGUCACCACGACAACAACGGCGGCAGGCACAACAUUUCAAUUACCCAUAAAUAUGAGCUAUACAGCAGUUACGGGUGGUAUAACAACGACAACUUGUACCACAACCACUACCAGGAAUAAUGUAUCGGUGACAAAUAUUAAGUGUGAAGUGGAGGAGGGAGGUAAUUCAUCGUCUUCGACCAAUGGCAAUAUUGUUUCAGUGGGUUUUUAUAAUGGUUCUUCUAGAGCUAUAAGUGGGGCUAGUGUAAUAACAGCAAGUCAUGGUAUACGUAUACCAGUGACUAAAGCAGAGGAUUCGGACUCAGAGACGGAACUAACAAAUAUAGAAAAUUUAAAGGUGACACGAAGAGUGGCCAGUUCUUCUAGUUCUGUACACAAUCAUCAUAAUGGCCCUAGGCCCAUGUCUUGGGAGGGAGAAUUAUCGGAGAAUGAAGAUACUAGGGAAGCGGAGUUAAUGGAUACCGAUACUACCAUGAGCAAUGGAGGUGGUGGUGGCGGCUUGCAGGAACCCUCAAAUGCGGUGGCUGUUAUAAAAAGUGAAGCUACUACCACUACACCCUCGUCUGCGGGAGGAUCCUUAAUUAAAACGGAUACCGAGCAGCUAAUGUUGGACAUGCAGCAUGCGGCUGCUGCGGGAGGAAUAUACCAUCCCAAACUAAAGUUGGCACCCACACAAAGUGAUCCCAUUAAUCUGAAAUAUGAGCCACCUGAUCAUGCAGCUUUAGUUAACUCUCCGCUAAUGGCCCGCCAGAAAUCUACCACAGCUUUGCCUCAUUUACCUGCCAAUCCCAGUCCAGAUUCUGCCAUACAUUCCGUUUACACCCACAGCUCUCCCUCCCAAUCGCCCUUGACAUCACGGCAUGCCCCCUACACUCCUUCACUAUCGCGCAAUAACAGUGAUGCUUCUCAUAGCUCUUGCUAUUCAUAUUCCUCGGAAUUUAGUCCCACACACUCACCCAUACAGGGUCGACAUCCCGCCCCACAUGGGGUGUAUGGUAGUUUUAAUGGAGCCACGGCCAAUAGCUUACAACAUUCCGCUUUACUCUACCGACCCAUGAUGGGUACUACGCAAUCUGUCCAAUCGACAAAAUUAGAUGCUGCUACCAGUGAGGUGCAAAAUUUAUCUAUGGAUGCCUCUUCAUCGUCCUCGUCUUUUAACAUGACCAGCGAUUCUUCCGGCUUACCCGCCUCUCCGGCCGCUGGUAUUUCCCGGCAGCAGUUAAUCAACUCUCCCUGUCCCAUUUGUGGUGAUAAAAUAUCGGGUUUUCAUUAUGGCAUCUUUUCAUGUGAAUCCUGUAAAGGUUUCUUUAAACGUACCGUCCAAAAUCGUAAGAACUAUGUCUGCGUGCGGGGAGGUCCCUGUGCCGUCAGCAUUACUACACGCAAAAAAUGUCCUGCCUGUAGAUUUGAGAAAUGUCUGCAAAAAGGCAUGAAACUGGAAGCUAUAAGAGAGGAUCGUACUCGUGGUGGACGCUCAACUUAUCAAUGCUCUUACACUUUGCCCAAUUCCAUUAUGAGUCCUUUGCUAUCACCCGAACAGCAGCAGCAGAAUGCUACACAAAAUCUAAUGUCCAGCCAACAGCAGCAACAACAUUCACAAUUGCAACAUCAACUGCAGCAACGUUUAAAUCCUCCCCUACAGUCGCCUCACCAAUCCUCCAAUGGUUAUGGUGGCGGACAAACUUCCAGCACUACCAUCAAAACCGAGCAAACAGAUCCUUAUGGCAAGAAUCUCUCCUCGGCUCACUCACCUUCUUUAAAUGGUUUAAAUUCAUCGUCACGUUUACAUUCUCAUAAUGCCUCCUCUUCCUCCUCCUCCACCACCUCCGCCUCCUCAUCUAAUUCGCUGCAUCACAACAGUAUUCCCCAGCUAUUACAAGAAAUCAUGGAUGUUGAACAUCUUUGGCAAUAUACCGAUGCCGAAUUGGCUCGUCUCAAUCAACCCUUGACCUCUUCGUCCAGUUCAGCUUCACUCAAUUCCAAUUCAACGGAUUCUUCAGCAGCUGCCAAUCAAAUGACCAAUCCACUGCUGGCCAGUGCUGGUCUAUCGUCUAGCACCAAUCCCGAUUUGAUAGCACAUCUGUGCAAGGUGGCCGAUCAUCGUCUGUAUAAGAUUGUUAAGUGGUGCAAAAGUUUGCCGUUAUUUAAGAAUAUAUCGAUUGACGAUCAAAUUUGCCUGCUCAUCAACUCAUGGUGUGAACUUUUACUUUUCUCCUGUUGUUAUCGUUCGAUCGAUACACCGGGAGAAAUUAAAAUGUCACUGGGCAAAACAAUAACACUGCCACAGGCUAAAUUAACUGGUUUUCAGCCCUGCAUUGAAAGAAUGCUGAAUCUGACAGAUCAUUUAAGACGUCUACGUGUUGAUCGUUAUGAAUAUGUUGCUAUGAAAGUUAUUGUACUGCUGCAAUCUGAUACUUCCGAAUUACAAGAACCCGUUAAGGUUAGAGAAUGUCAAGAGAAGGCUUUGCAAAGUUUACAGGCCUAUACAUUGGCCCACUAUCCCGAUUGUCCAUCGAAAUUUGGUGAAUUAUUAUUGCGCAUACCCGAUCUACAGAGAACUUGUCAGCUGGGCAAAGAAAUGCUGUCUAUUAAGUCACGUGAUGGUGGUGACUUUAAUUUAUUAAUGGAACUCUUAAGAGGAGAACAUUGACAAAUGCCUUUUAUAAUAAUUUUAAGCACAAACAAUUUUAUUAUAAAUAUUUACCAUUUCAAAAUGGUAUUUCCAUAUAACACUAUCACUCUCUCUCUUACUCUUAUUAAAACAAAUUUUGUUUUAAUAGAAACAUGAAAAACAUAAAUUUUUUAUUGUUUAGUAUUUUUUUUUAAUUUUUAUAAAAUUUAAGCUUAAAAAAACAACAAUUUUUAUAAAAUAUAUUAAGGUAAAAUAAGUUUAAUUUUAAAUAUUAAUUAUAAUUAUAAAAUUAAAGAAAAUGUGCCUAAUAAAAAAACAGAACUUAAAAGAAACUGAUUUAUUAUAAUUGAAAACAAAAAAAAAAACUAAAAUUAAAAUUGUAAGAAAAAUUUUAAAUAAAAAGAAAUUUUG
Molecule: messenger RNA, 3378 nt
Organism: Lucilia sericata (common green bottle fly)
Lineage: Eukaryota; Metazoa; Arthropoda; Insecta; Diptera; Calliphoridae
Gene: Hr39
Product: nuclear hormone receptor FTZ-F1 beta
Exons: 5
Coding region: 268-2985 (905 amino acids)
Biological process (GO): tissue development; hormone-mediated signaling pathway; regulation of transcription by RNA polymerase II
Cellular component (GO): RNA polymerase II transcription regulator complex
Molecular function (GO): nuclear receptor activity; zinc ion binding; RNA polymerase II cis-regulatory region sequence-specific DNA binding
Source: RefSeq, a predicted model, not a curated record